GGUUAUGGGUGCUGUCAAAAUUGCAUAUGAGACUUAUGGACGCGGAUCAGCUCAGCCUUUUGUUAUACCUCAACGUUCCGCAAAACGUAGACUCCUUUGGGGACUUCCGAAACUGAUUCAGCACGUGAACCUAAAGUCCAUCUUUCUUCCUAAAGGCUACCCGCAAUCAGUGAGUGAAGAUUAUCUAGAGUAUCAAGUUUGGGACACAGUUCAGGCUGUGGCUAGUAGCAUUACGGGCGCACUGGCUGGUCAGGCUGUUCUGAUGGGAUUUGGUGUUGGGGAUGCGCGGGCGACAAUCUUGGGCGCCAGUUUAUCGGCAAUGCUCAAAGUCAAUUGUAGGUGUUGCUGGGGGUGCUACGCGAGCCGCCAUUACUUUACAUCAAGCUCUGGAUAAUAAUGUGGCCGACGUCGCUGCCAAAGACGGAAGUCAGGAAACCUUGUCAAAUCUCAUGGCGUUGGUGCUCAAUCUGCUUGUGGUUUACUUACUUACUGGUAAAACCCUCAUCUAUUUUGCCUUCGCUGCUCUUACUGGAAUUCACCUUUACGCGAACUACUGUGCUGUACGUUGCUUACGGUUAUCCACGUUCAAUCGGAACCGAUUCCACAUAGCCACUCAUGAGUGGUUUCAACGCCGACUCCACAAUUUCCAGCCGCACGGUACCUCAUCUGCUUCUUUUCCAUCCGUUGCAUGGGUGAACGCUCGAGAGCCGAUAUUCACCUCAGCUGGUACAGCCAACAUCCGUCUCGGUUGUUCGUUACGCGAUAUUCCGGAAGACGGACAAGUACUUCUGCCACAACUGAUCGACACGUUCACAGGUAGAGAAUAUCUUAUGUACUGUCCAGAGUGGAAUUCCCUCGAUGUCGGCGCCUCCGAUCAUCUCAAUAUCUACGUGGUCUUAUUGAACGAUUGUAAACCGAGUGACCAACUGAUGGCUAUGAUGCACGCAGAGCUCUUGGUUUUCCUCAGCAAGGUGCGUAAAGUGAAAUAUCGGAAAAUUUCUUUUGCAAGCAAUGUGCAUUUUUUCAGACCUUGCGGAGUAGGGAUCGCGCCUUCCAGGAUUCCGCCUGAUGAAUGAAGUCCGUCGGGAGCAUGUCUUCCCAGCGCUUGAACCACGCUUCGAAUGUGCAUGGAAUGCCUGCAUCGUAAUUGAAUUCAGUAAUUGCAUUCGUGAGAGGAUCAAUGGAACUCGCCUGCUUGUCCUGGCUCGCUGCUCCUGUUGACUGUAAACCUAAACAUUAUGUCAAAUUUUCGAUCGUUUUCAUUUGUGCCUCUAUUUGUGGUUGUUGUAAAAGCAGCUUUUGAAAUUGUUCAGCGUAAAUAUUGCUCACA
Messenger RNA from Dicrocoelium dendriticum, 1330 nucleotides. Lineage: Eukaryota; Metazoa; Platyhelminthes; Trematoda; Plagiorchiida; Dicrocoeliidae. The record is from the annotation of a GenBank genome assembly.